Messenger RNA from Fomitiporia mediterranea MF3/22, 1783 nucleotides. RefSeq lists its product as uncharacterized. The coding region runs from base 1 to 1560 and encodes 519 amino acids. The transcript is spliced from 2 exons. NCBI's taxonomy places the organism in Eukaryota, Fungi, Basidiomycota, Agaricomycetes, Hymenochaetales, Hymenochaetaceae. The record is from RefSeq and is a predicted model, not a curated record.
AUGUCUUCAACUUCGCGCAAGCCGCUCAAGCGUCUUUCAUUACUGCAAUCCCCUACUUCGUUUUCUUCACCGACAUUUUCAAGCACCGAUAGUCCUACCGUCGCGUCGAGACGUGUCGACCGCGACGCGGCUGGGAACACGGUUCAAAACGCAGGCUCCCCGAACUCUUCGGUCGAGGAACCGACUGCGACAGCGCAAUCCGAGCAGGUGUCCAAGAAUGCGCGUCGCCAGUCGUCUAUAUAUUACGUCUCGCGAGACCGAGACCUUGAACGCAUCGCGACGGAUGAGCGUUUACCAGUGAAUGAACGGAGGUUCUCUGCUCCUCAGUGUCGAAACAAUGCCGACGAUGCAGCCUCACCAAUCUCAGAAAGACAGAGGAAAAGACAGAGUGUUAGUGUGCUUGAGGAGCAACCUGCACCGAUGACUUUGGCAGAGAAACACGCUGACUUAUUGCGAUUCAUUGCUCAGAAGGAAUCCAGAUGUCUAGAGCUGCGCUCACAGUUGGCUGUCGAAGAGGCAGAGCUAUUUUCUCUUAAACGAAAGUGGGAACGUAUAGUAACUCGUGGACAUAGAGGUGCUCCUUCUGCGUCUGUAUCAUCUCUCGAAAUGGAUCCUUCGGCCCAGGGUGCCGUACUUGCUGGUCUUAAAGAAGGUGUUCAGGGUGUUGGGCGCCUCAUUGCGCAGCUUGGUGAACUUGGCACUCAAGGCAGUGAUACUGGUCAUGUUUCAAGUGCCUCAAUUUCUACCUCACGGACUUCGUCAUCAUCAACGCGGCUCUCCCAAUCAUCGGUAUCGUCUUUGGGAACAUUUGAGGACAAAGAGCCUGAGAUCCUCGAGAAUACGACCUCGGACUCUGCAGACCCUCACUUGAAGCGUCAUUCACUGUCAACACCAGUUCGCCGAAGACCCUACGAGCUAUCUUCUCCUUCGACACCGUCGCCUCCCAUUCUCACUCCCCGUACACCACUCUCUGCAUCUGUCCAAUUCUCAGUGGCACAAACACAGCCCCCCACGGUUAAGCUGUCACAUUCACAGACCACUGUUCAAGUCACUUCUAAGCACAAGAAACGAAUGAGUGUCGCUUCAGGCACUUUCCCUCCCGCCUCAUCCAUCCCAGGAGUAAGCGUCGCACCACUCGUAUCUUGGGUUGAUAGCGUUGGGAAACGGCUAGUACAACUGCAUGUCUCUGGUCAUGAAUCGGAGCCACGCUCCAAUUCCAAUUCACGAAAAGAUAUGGAGUCGAUACACAAACGUGCAUCGACACUACUGUCAGAUGCUUCAAGUUCAUUGUUCGCUGCGCUCACAUCGCCCACACGUCAGUCUCCCGUAAUUGAUCUCACGGACCCGGCAUCGCCGUUUUUGCUCGACGACGACAGUGACAUGCACGGAAAUGAUCUCGGUACGCAGUGGGCCACUGUGAAUACGCUUUCACCUGAACGUCCGAAAAUCGCACCCAUUCCUGCUGUGCCGAAUGCAGCUGUGAAGAAGGUGUCUGAUAACGGAACCCUUCCCGACAGCGCAAAUGGUACCGAUGCGGACGGCGAGGAGUGGAACUGGUAAUUUGCAUCAAGCCUGUUCAAUAUACUCAUUCUUUCGCUUGUCUCUCGUAACGAUCUUGCGUUGACGCACGUUGAUAUGCAUUGUUUCACGCCCUAUUUCUCAUACUUCGUUGAACAUAUUGGAUACAGGAUAUAAAAUACUGAAAUACCCUGCUAUACUGGAUCACGAUCGUGAAUAAUUAGGUGUAUAGUACAUACCUUUGGACGUGAAUGUUAUGUGAAAC